UCUACCCUGCUGUUAUAUGGGAUAAAACCCAAUAAAUGGCCUUUCACCGACCAGAAUCCAAAACCCCAAAACCCUCGAUUACCUGCGUGUGAAUUGUGGGAGGAGAAACUGAGAAGGCGAGAAUCAGCGGCAACGGCGAAGCUUACUCCCCCGAUUCCGGCUCCGGCGAAGCUUUUUCCUAUUUAUCCGGUUCUGGUAAGAAACACAUUAGGAGGAAAUGGUACAGAAGAAAGGGGCUGUUAGGGUUUCAGAAGAUGCUGAGGAGCUGGCUCAUAUUCCAUUGCAAGCUGUCCUCUUGGCCGAUAGCUUUGCUCAAAAGUUCCGCCCAAUUACACUUGAGCGUCCUAAGGUUCUCUUACCACUGGUUAAUGUUCCCAUGAUUGAGUACUCCUUAGCUUGGCUCGAGUCUGCUGGGGUGGAAGAAGUUUAUGUCUUCUGUUGUGCGCAUUCCAAGCAAGUGAUUGAUUACUUGGAGAAUUCCCAGUGGCUUAGCCAACCAAAAUUUUCAGUCACAACAAUAGAGUCCCAUGAUUCUGUUAGUGCCGGAGAUGCGCUGCGGUUGAUUUAUGAGCGGAAUGUGAUACAUGGAGAUUUCAUCCUCAUAAGUGGCGAUACUGUGAGCAACAUGUCCCUUACACAGGCACUUAAAGAACAUAAAGAACGAAGGAAAAAAGAUACUAAUUCUGUAAUGACCAUGGUCAUCAAACAAUCAAAGCCUUCUCCGUUGACUAAGCAAACUCGACUUGGUAAUGAUGAGCUGUUUAUGGCAAUUGAUCCGGUUACAAAGCAGCUUCUGUAUUAUGAGGAUAAGGCAGACCAUUUGAAGGGAACUAUUACUCUUGAUAAGAUGAUGCUAGUAGAUAAUCCUGCAGUUUCAGUCCACAACGACAAACAGGAUUGCUACAUUGAUAUCUGCUCUCCAGAAGUUCUUAGUCUUUUCACCGACAAUUUCGACUAUCAACAUCUCCGGCGUCAUUUUGUCAAAGGACUUCUUGUUGAUGACAUAAUGGGCUACAAAAUCUAUACUCAUGAAAUCAACUCAAGCUAUGCGGCUAGAGUAGACAAUUUCAGAAGCUAUGACACCAUCAGUAAGGAUAUAAUCCAGAGGUGGACGUACCCUUUGGUGCCUGAUGUUCAUUUUUCUGGAAAUCACCCAACUAAAUUAGAAAGACUGGGGAUGUACAGAGCAUCUGAGAUAUCGCAAUCACGUUCUGCACAAAUUGGUCCUUUUACAUUGGUUGGAAGGGGCACAAAACUCGGGGACAACUCAAAACUCUCCAAUUCAGUAAUUGGCGAAGGUUGCACUAUUGGAUCCAAUGUAUCAAUUGAGGGUUCCUAUAUUUGGAAUGAUGUCACGAUUGAGGAUGAUUGUAAAUUAAGGCAUGCAAUCGUUUGUGAUGGGGUGGUAAUUAAGUCAGGAGCUGUUCUGGAGCCUGGGGUUAUUUUAUCAUUCAAGGUAUAUAUAUAUAUAUAUAUAUAUCGCUAUGCUCAUAUCUGGAAAUUAAUUAGCUCUUUGCUCUCGUUUCCUAUGAUUUCAUCGGACUUAUUUUCAACAUUGUAAAUUUGAUAUUCAGUUUCUUUGACAUUCAUCAUUUCAUUGUAUCUACGGUCAGUGGACAGUGGUCAUUGAUGGAGCAACAAUCAAAAUCUGGCAACAGUGACAUGGCUAGAUAUGUAAAUAUCUCCAAAGUAGAACAUUCCAAGUACUUUUCAUAGUUAACCCAGGGUGGCCUCUUUAACAGAUUGUGUUAUUGGGUCACUUUUGGAACCAAUAUUUGUGAAAACAAGCCAAAAUACUGGUUUGUGAUGCAUGGUUUUGUCUGACCCACUUGAUCUCAUUUUGUGAACUGGCAAAUGAGCUAAUACAGGUCUUUUUGUCUCUAUGAUAAUAAUUUAUAUAUAUUGUUGUGGUAGCCUCCCCAUUUGACUGAAUCUUUUGAAGUGGUCACUCGCAACCCCUGCCCCCCCCCCCCCGCCCCACAAAAAAAAAUAAAAAACUGUUUCUAGGAUUGGCUGGGCUUUAUUGACUAAGGUUCCUGUUCAAGAGUGAAAGGAAUCUAUGACUUUUGAGAUGUCUGAUGCUUUGAUUAUGGAAAGCUGUUUUCUGUCUUCUUUUAUCUUUCCAUCAUAUAUUAUUUAGUUUAGGCUAAUAGGAAGUUAUAAGUAAGUCGGACCGAGGGCAGCUCAUACAUGCAUGUAAUUAUGGGUAUGCUUGUAAAGCAAGUCCAACGGAAAAAACUCUAAAAAUAAAAUAUAAUGGUUGAAAAGAAUCUGUGAAGUUGGAACACGUUGAAGCUUCGUAUCAGGUUUAGGCAAGCCACAUCCAUGACCAUGUUAUAUUUGGAGGCGCCCAUGAGUGCAUGUCUGACACAACAGUUGUGGAUAUUAGAGAAAUUAUAUGCAAUGUUUGGGAUGGGAACAUUUAGGUACUGUAAAAUUUCUGAUUUGGUUGUGUUCUGAAUAAGAUACUUCUCAAAUACCUUGAAACUUAAAGUUUCUGAAAUUAGCUGCCCUAUGAGAAUGCCAAUUUUUUUUUUCUUUUGGUGUCAGGAGAGUAUGGAGAUGGCAUUGUCUCACAACUGAAUCACCACCACCAGCUGCCAUCUGGGGUGUUUCUGCUGUUGUAUUGUGGAUAAUGAGGGGAGGAGGGAGAACUUUUGGUGGAAAGAGGGUCUUUCCUGCCAUAUGUGGAUGAUUUAUGCAGCCACCAAAGAUCCCAAGAGUUGGAAUUGAGGUUUUGAUUGGUGCAGCACAGGCCCAGGUUAAGAAUAUUUUCUGGUAAAUCAAGUGCUUGUUGCUUGGUAGCCAUAUAUAUUAGAGCAGCCAACAACUGAAAUAAGAAGAAAAUAAGAGAA
Macadamia integrifolia is the source of this 2855-nucleotide messenger RNA. Its product is annotated as translation initiation factor eIF-2B subunit epsilon. Gene Ontology annotation, biological process: biosynthetic process. Gene Ontology annotation, cellular component: eukaryotic translation initiation factor 2B complex. The record is from RefSeq and is a predicted model, not a curated record. The transcript has 7 exons. Lineage: Eukaryota; Viridiplantae; Streptophyta; Magnoliopsida; Proteales; Proteaceae. Gene Ontology annotation, molecular function: translation initiation factor binding; translation initiation factor activity; guanyl-nucleotide exchange factor activity. The coding region runs from base 218 to 1561 and encodes 447 amino acids.